This is a messenger RNA of Larimichthys crocea (large yellow croaker), 4300 nucleotides long. It is a transcript of the gene pianp, whose product is annotated as PILR alpha associated neural protein. NCBI's taxonomy places the organism in Eukaryota, Metazoa, Chordata, Actinopteri, Sciaenidae. The transcript has 5 exons. Bases 552 to 1229 code for a protein of 225 amino acids. The record is from RefSeq and is a predicted model, not a curated record. Gene Ontology annotation, biological process: regulation of immune response. Gene Ontology annotation, cellular component: membrane.
UGUGUGUGUGUGUUUGUGUGUGUGUGUCCAUCUCCCGGUAUGCCUGUGUGUCAUUAAGUGACAUUUCUGUGGCAUUUAGGCAGCAGUUGUUGGUUAGGAAGUUACCGCUCUCUGCCUAAAGUGCCAUAUAGAGUACUGGCUCCAUGCAUGACGCCUCUAAUGAUGAUUAAUGUGCCGUGCUCAGGUGUGUGCACUGUAAAUGUGUGUGAGAGACAGACAAUGAGUGUGUACUUUUGGAUGUUUUUUAAAAUGCAGAUGUGGAUUUCUCUGCGCAGACAUGUGGCGUAUAAUUGAGCGUUAAAUUUAAAAGCCCAGGAGAGUCUGUGACAGAAAAGUGACAGAGUUGGCUCUCUGCCAAUAGUCAUGCUGGUGUCUAUGUUUACAUGGUUUCUAUCUGGCAACAUAAAAGAAGAAGAAGAAGAAAAAAAGGUGGACCCUCCCCCUUUCUCUGUUUUUCUCUCUCUCUCUCUCUCUCUCUCUCUUGCUCCUCUUUCCUAUCUUACAGAGAGAGAUGAUCGGAGGAGCGGAGUCUCAGUGAACAGAGCGAAGCGAUGGAGAGAUGCUCCAUCUCUCCUGUCGCACGACUGACUGCCCUCCGCUGCCUAAUUUACCUCCUCCUGGUUGCUCUGGUGACACAACUCUCCACUUGUAACCGUGACGACAGCGAGGGCGACGAACAGGUGGACCCCCUUUCAGUCCAGCUGUCCGUCACAGCCCAGGUCACACCCACCCCUCUGUGGGCGGUGGUCUGGGGUCCCACUCAGCCUCUUGAGGAUGAGACCUACCACUUCCUCUCCAGUCAGGAAACCGACCCCUUGCACCAUCACGGGAACCAGCAGGAGGCCAGCACCCCUACAUCUGAGGACUGGCCUUAUCCUGAUGCAAAAGUGCACCCCGGAGAGGAGGCACCACUCGAGUCUAGGGACCGGGAGGGAGCAGAGGAUGGAGGGACAGAGGCGGAGGAGACGGAGCCUGAGGAAGUGGACCCUCAGUUCUACGUCACCGUGACCAUCUCCUCGCUUCUCAUCUUGACGGCAGUCGUCAUUACAGCCAAACUCUGUUACGAUCGCAGCUGUUCCCAGCAUCCGCCCCCGCUUUCCCGUGGCGUGGCUCCCCCCCUCUCCCUCGCGCUCCCUCGUUCCCUCGCUUCGGAGGACAGCCGGCAGACGUUGCACAGCACCUCCUCCUCCUUCACCGACAGGGAGAGGAUCCCAGUUGUGAACCUCUGAGGUGACUGUGUUUUUCCAUAUGGCAAACAUUUCUACGGGGCCUGAGGAGGAACUUCAACAUGACCAGAGGGUGUGCCCGCAGCGCCGUUUUAUUUUCUCUGAAACUGUGAAAUGAAUUCAGGGAUCCCAGGUAUCCAACCAUCACAAAAACUCCCAGGCUCCCAUGAGGUCUAAAAAAAUCCAAGCUCAUCUCGCUGCUGCUCCCUCCUUCCUUCCUCUGUACUCAGUGUAAAUAUCUUUUAUGUGACUCUGCGUCACUGUAACCUGCUCCCUGUUUUCCACCCCCCCUCGUAUGGCCCCGAGCUCUGCCAAGCUACCCAACCGCUCUGUGCUUCGACCUGCCAUGACUAAUUCACAAACAAGCAGUUUAACAGCCAUUCAACAUCCCAUUAGCCCUGAAAUGACCUACCUGUGCUUCCACAACAGUCUCCCGUGAUUCAGCUGCACAUGUGAAGCUGUUCAGUGUUAAUUCUAAUCCAGCAGACUGUUCUUUCAUGAAAUGGCACUUAAAUUCACUUCAUUUUACCCAGCUUGCAUCUGGUUUAUAAAUGGUUAAAAAGCCAUUCUCAGCAUCUCUAAACACUGAACGGGGUAUUUCACAAAGCUGUUUGGCACGGCUGUAGCCAACAGGCAAUGUGUUUAACAUGUCACGCUCCAAAAACUGAUGUUUAUUCCCCGCUUUGGGCGCCUGAAAUGCAAAUAGUGUGGCGUUUUUUCCUCUGCACUGUGUAGAGGAGUCUGUUUUGUUUCGGUUUUUCCUCAUGAUUUGUUCUCUUAAUUAUCUGGCUUCUGCUCACCUCUUUGUCGAGCCUUUGUGAACACCCUUUGUUCCUGUUGGACUGUAUAGAGGUGUGUUAAGCAUAAGAGUAUUUCCAGUGGUGCAGAUAAGAUAUUCAGGACAGGGGGAUGUAUAACAGAAGAAGCUUUCCUGCUGAAAAUCAACGAUUCCCAAAGGUUUUGGAUGGUGCACAACAAAGACAGAUUUAUGUCGUCACGGAAAUAAGCAUCUGUGAACUGUACGUGUGAUCAAAGGACCGGUGUUGCCACAACAAGGAAUUAUUUCCACAUGACAGCCAAGUAUCUCAAUCUGGAAAACAAAACUGCCAUCAUCGUCAUUCACAUCAUCAAGUCACUGUAUAUCAGCUGUCUUGGGUGCACCAAAGGAACGUAGUACAUCAAGGAGCAAGAUUUCUGUCACAUCAAUGGAUCUGCAUGUAUAGAAAGUCUGUGAGAGUUGCUUCAAAUCUAUUAUUUAUAAAUGUCUAUUUUAUCAAUCAGUGAGUGAUAUCUUACAGAACCAUUCAAAGCCAAAUGUCAGUUUGUGUUUGGCGACUUUUCUAAGCAUCUUUGAGACAUGAACCCCCCCGACUUACACACAUUCCCACUACAGACAUAGUGCUGGUGGCAUCAUGCGUGGCUCGUGCAAACCUCCAGAUACCCAGUCUUGUGAUUUUUAGUAGCAUUCCUGUAGAAAUGUGGUCUUUAUGUACCAUGGAAGUUAAAUAAAGACUCAACACUGGCGUUUUAAGCUUUGUGUCUAUCUGUUUAUUUCUGUGCAUGUUGAAUGAAUUCCCCUGGGAGCUGUGCGAUCUGCAAUGCUUUAUGAGGAUGACAAAGCUUACACGGUGCAUUUUAAUAGCUACCCCUGUAUCCUAAUCUUUUCUCUCUCCCAGAAGUGAACAUUUAGUCCACCGCCUUGCUUGAUUUUGAGGGCACGGCAGUAAAAAAAAAAAAAAAAAAAAAAAAAAAGUCCUGCAUGUGCCAAUCAUGUUUUUACCAGUGAAGGAGCGACUGAAAAGGAAGAAUAAGGCCGCUGUUUGUGUGUGUGAGAUGCUUUUCCUUAUCUCCUCACCUCAUAUGGAUUCCUCUCGCUUCAGAAAGAUUAACAGGAUGCUAAGCAAGAAUUUCCUCUGUGUACAGUUUUUCAAACAAAUGUCAAUAAAAAUCAAGGCGGUCGUGAGUUGAGAAAUGCCACCCAAGUGUAUUGAGAUUCUCCAGCAGCUCUGCAAGCACAGCGAGGGUUUUCAUCUCCUCUGGGCAUUUUACUGAUCAAUCAGACUAAUUGAUUGGCUUUGUUCCACUCGGAAGUUUUAAUGACCGUCUAGUUAUGAGACACACACCAGCAGACGCUGCAGCAAUCUGUAAACCACAGUGGACCAACAACAAACUCUGAUUCAGAAGUUAGGUGUGAAGUCGAGAGUCAUCACUCACAAGCUUACACGUAUAAUAAACUCACAUGCCACUUUCUAUACGCCAGCUAACCUUUUUUAUUUUUUUCCCACCAACAAACACUUUGGGAGGUGUACAGCUGUUAGAAUUCACAGCUCCAGUCUGGUAAAAACUGAACCAAUCAAGCUCAAUCACACUGACUGAAAUUAACACUACUAUUUAUAGAGGUGCGAGGGAUGUUGGAGGGAGGAGGAUGGAGAAAGAUGCGGGGGUUAAAUCAAACAGGAUCAUAAUUCUACGUCUGUUUCCUCCUCUCACGAUUGCUGACGGUCAGCUAAUCGCCACCAUUAAUGUCAUGUAGGAUUAAGAGCGGGGAAUUUGGUGAAAACAGAAUCAGGAGUGAGAGAUGGACAGGGCGGGAAUGAUGAAGGCAAUUUUGACUGCGUAAUGGAGGUACAAGAGGGGGUGGCAGGCAAUUUCAACAGGCAAUUUUGACAUUGAAAUAGAAGCUCUGGGCAAAACAUACUCGUAUGAAAUAUGAAUGCACUUGAUGUGUGUGUGGAUGUGUGUGUAGCCAUGCUGGCUGCGCACAGGGGAAGCCUCGGCUCUAUAAUACAUCAGUCUCUUUGGGGACAUGCCCUAAUUAAUGGCUUGACCUCCUAACGGGUAGCCCCCCUUCUGCGAGUUAACAUUUAGCUGUGCACCCUCCAGAGAUGCACUUUGAAGUGCAUUUAAUAAAAGAAGUGACAGUGACAUUAAUAAGACAGUCAGGAUAAGUACAGGGCUUAAGUUUUAUUUCUCGACAAUUUAUAUUCAGAUUUUAUACAUGUCUCAACUCAGCAGAGAGAAAAAAAUACAAAGCAACAUAGAAUUAAUCUAAACCAAAAAAACAUUUUUUUAAA